AAAGGUGAGACAGUACAAGUUUGUAAAAUUAUAAAUAAUAAUAGUGAUCGAUGUGAUCAAAAAUAUUACAAUAUUGGAAGUUCUACUAGAAAUCUUAUUGCACAUUUACAAGAUAUUCAUCAGAUUAUUAAUAAAAAUGAAAGUGAACCUAAGCCUAAAAGACUUAUUUAUCUUAAAGAUGCAAUAAUUCAACUAGAAGCUGAUUUAUAUAUAAGUGUGAAUAGAGAAGAUAAAAAGGAUGGUAUUAAGUUAAAAAAAAUAAUAUUAUCUGAAGAUGAUAAAAUGAUUCCUACAAUUAAAGAGCUUACUUUUGAUUUAGCUGGAAAUUUAUCGAAUAAUAUUGAUUAUCUUGAUAAUAAUACUGUAUUUGAUUCAGAGGAUUUUGAAGAAAUUGAAGUUGAUAAUGAAGAGGCUACAAGCAAUAUUACCAAAAAUAAAAUAUCUAUUAAAUACCCAUUAGAUACAAGAUUAAUGGCCUCUUUGUUAGAUCCUUGCUUUAAGGAAUUGGAAUUGGAGCUAGAAUCUGAUAAAAAUCAAAUUAUUCAAAAACUUU
Racocetra persica is the source of this 553-nucleotide messenger RNA. NCBI's taxonomy places the organism in Eukaryota, Fungi, Glomeromycota, Glomeromycetes, Diversisporales, Gigasporaceae. The record is from the annotation of a GenBank genome assembly.